AUGAAAACAAGUGAGGAAAGUGUACAGAAACCCAAACAACAAAGGUUCACGGCAGACGGUAUCAACCGUGUUACAAGGGAUUUGGCGUUGUUUUUGGGCCAUUCGAAAGCACUGCAAGAGGAUGAUGACGGCCCAGUUUGUGACUCGCUCUCGUUUCCAACUCUCUCUUUACAAGAAUGGUCACUCGCAUUUUCCGGACUGGACACUUGCUUCCUCGUAAGCGCAAAUCGACUAGCCAAGCUGUUACUGGCGAUCAAUCAGCCAUCCCUGGCAAGGCUUGUACUACAAUCUAUCUUUCCCUUUCUGCUGGCCGGCGACCCGGGCCCGACUGAGUCAGAGCAUCUCAUGUCACUGCUCUCUUUCUCUGCUAGUAUUGCACAGCUAGAAAAACUCCCUACUGCUCAAGUACGCGCUCUCCUAGAUGUAUAUCGGGGGACCAGCGGUGGUGUCCUUAGUGCUCUUGCUCAACUAAUCAUCGUUACCCAUUCAAAGCGACCCUGUUGAUCCGCUUUCUUGAUAAACAAUCGAACCUCACUGAGA
Messenger RNA from Chondrus crispus (carragheen), 540 nucleotides. RefSeq lists its product as hypothetical. The record is from RefSeq and is a predicted model, not a curated record. Lineage: Eukaryota; Rhodophyta; Florideophyceae; Gigartinales; Gigartinaceae. The transcript has 2 exons. Bases 1 to 504 code for a protein of 167 amino acids.